Molecule: messenger RNA, 2011 nt
Organism: Eleginops maclovinus (Patagonian blennie)
Lineage: Eukaryota; Metazoa; Chordata; Actinopteri; Perciformes; Eleginopidae
Gene: yju2b
Product: YJU2 splicing factor homolog B
Biological process (GO): mRNA splicing, via spliceosome
Cellular component (GO): U2-type spliceosomal complex; post-mRNA release spliceosomal complex
Source: RefSeq, a predicted model, not a curated record
GGUGUGUUUACAGAGGUGAGCGUCCAGUUUCCACUGCUUGUUGUAGGCCGCCACGCAGCCGGACACAGAGCAGAUGUACCGUUUCAGCGGCUCCGGUUUACUCGCCAUUUCUGCCACAAAUGACAGCUAUUAGACUAAAAAUACCGUGACGCUCCACCGACCACGUUGUCCGCUUUGACACCGCUACUUCCUACAACCCACUGCAACGUGACGUCACUUCCGAAACCGGAAGCUACGUAUUACGUUCCCCAUCGGUCUAUCACGUCGAUGUUUGUUUGUGCGGCUACGAGAUAAUUUGGUGAAUCCAUACCUGGUGUGGAGAUCCAGCUGUCACUAUGGGUGAACGAAAAGGACAAAACCAUUACUACCCUCCGGACUUUGAUCCAGUCAAGCAUGGAUCCCUCAAUGGCUACCAUAAAACCCACGCUCUGCGGGAGAGGGCCAGGAAGCUGUCCCAGGGCAUCCUCAUUAUCAGGUUUGAGAUGCCCUAUAACAUCUGGUGUGAUGGCUGCAAAAAUCACAUCGGCAUGGGGGUCCGUUACAACGCUGAGAAGAAAAAAGUGGGGAACUACUACACCACGCCAAUCUACCGGUUUCGGAUGAAGUGCCACCUGUGUGUGAACUACAUCGAGAUGCAGACGGAUCCGGCGACCUGCGACUAUGUGAUCGUAACGGGGGGGAGCAGGAAGGAGGAACGCUGGGACAUGGCAGAGAACGAGCAGAUCAUCACCACAGAGCACCAGGAGAAGGAGAAACUGGAGACGGAUGCCAUGUUCAAACUGGACCACGGCGGGAAGGACAGGGAGAAGCUGAAAAAGGCUCUGCCGUCUCUGUCCGAGAUCCAGGACUACCAGGCCAGCAAGAAGGACGACUUCCAGCUCAACAGCUCCCUCCGCAGGAAGUUCAGGACGGAGAAGAAAGUCCGGGCUGAGCAGGAGGAGAAGGACAACAUGGUGAGGCUGAGGACCAACCUGUCCAUUCCCCUGCUGCCGGAGAAGGACGAGGACAAGAAACUGGCAGCGCUGCUCACAUACCAGGCCCCCGACUCCUAUGACGACAAGCAGCACAGCAAGCGGAAGGAGAUCUCUUCUCGCUCGUGGUUCAACUCCCCGUCACCUUCACCAGCAAGUCCCGCAGGCAGUCUGCUCCUUAAGCUGGGUCUGCAGGGGAAGGAGGCGGCGGUGGCCAAAGCCCUGAGCUCCUCGCACAGCGCCCUGAUCCGCAGGCGCUCCGGAGGACCGGGGCCCAGAAAUGAACCCUGCGCCACCGCCACCCGCAGGAACUCAAACCCUGAAAUCAUCACCGUGUGUGAAGGAGAGAAACGCCAACAGAAAGCUGUCGGGAUGCAACCGGGACUAAUGGCUCCAGAAAGACACUGUGUCGACAUCACAGAGGAAGGACUGACAAACGCAAAGGAUUCUGGGAAGGAGAAGGAACGGGGCAGGAGUUUAGGAGCGCUCACAUCCAUUAUGGCAGACUACAGCGACUCAGACUCAGACUCAUGAGGCUGAAGGAUGAGCUAAAGGGGAGAUUUUAUUGAGUGAAUGCAGAGACAGUGUCUAUCAUCUGGAGUCUGACUAAUCUCUGGUCAGAUCACCUUGUUUCACAAUGGAAAAAUGAUAGUUUUCUAAUCCAAAAUGUGUGAUUUUGGAUUUAAAUUCAGGCUUGAUGGUCUGCAGAAUGCUUUGUCAGUAAUAGGGCUGCCCCCUCUUAGCUGAGACGUUUCCUAGUUGUUGGUUUUGGUAUUUCUUCAGACGGUUAUUUAUUUUUGCAAUGUUGUUUUUCAUGCUGAAUAACCUAAUUUGGGAAAUGCAUAUCUGAUAUAAAGAGGUGCUUUUGUUUGAUUCUUUAUGGAAAAAUUAUGAUUAUUUAACACAUCGUCGAUUAAAUCCAACUCAUUUUGGGACUGUCCUUUUCAUAAAUGUGUUCUAUGAUGACAGCGGGGCUUCCACAUGGGUUUAAUGUGUCCCUUCAAAUGUCUCUGACCUGUAAAUAAAGGUCUCUUGGCAGA